AUGACGACCCUGGAGCUGGGAGAUGACGAUGAUGACAAUGACGAUGAUGAUGAUGGAGUUUGGGGAGGAUCAUGGCGGAGCAGCAGCGCUUCAAGGAGGAGGCCGAGAUGCUCAAGGGGCUUGCAGCACCCCAACAUCGUCCGCUUCUACGACUCCUGGGAGUCCUCUCUCCGCGGCAAGAAGUGCAUCGUCCUCGUCACCGAGCUCAUGACCUCGGGCACCCUCAAGACGUACCUCAAGAGGUUCAAGGUGAUGAAGCCGAAGGUGCUGCGGAGCUGGUGCCGGCAGAUCCUGAAGGGGCUGCAGUUCCUGCACACGAGGACGCCGCCCAUCAUCCACCGCGACCUCAAGUGCGACAACAUCUUCAUCACCGGCCCCACGGGCUCCGUCAAGAUCGGCGACCUGGGGCUGGCCACGCUCAUGCGCACGUCCUUCGCCAAGAGCGUCAUCGGGACCCCCGAGUUCAUGGCCCCCGAGAUGUACGAGGAGCGCUACGACGAGUCCGUGGACGUCUACGCCUUCGGGAUGUGCAUGCUGGAGAUGGGCACGUCCGAGUACCCCUACUCCGAGUGCCAGAACGCCGCUCAGAUCUACCGCAAAGUCACCAGCGGCAUCAAGCCGGCGAGUUUCCACAAGGUGACGGACCCCGAGGUGAAGGAGAUCAUCGAGGGCUGCAUCCGGCAGAACAAGGCUGAGAGGCUGUCCAUCCGGGACCUGCUGGACCACGCGUUCUUCGCCGAGGACACGGGGCUGCGCGUGGAGCUGGCCGAGGACGACGCGGGGCUGGACCCGGCGCUGGCGCUGCGCCUCUGGGUGGAGGACCCCAAAAAGCUCAAGGGCAAGCACAAGGACAACGAGGCCAUCGAGUUCAGCUUCAACCUGGAGGCUGAUGUCCCCGAGGAGGUGGCCUAUGAGAUGGUGAAAUCCGGGUUCUUCCACGAGAGCGACUCCAAGGCCGUGGCCAAAUCCAUCCGGGACCGGCUGGCGCUGGUGAGGAAGACGCGGGAGAAGAAGCAGGCGGAGGGCAGGGGGGGCCCCGAGAGCCGGGGGGGGCCCCGAGAGCGAGGACACCGAGGUCGAUCAGCACGUGAGGCAGCAGCUGCUGCGGGAGCAGCCCCCUCCUGGUCCAACUCCGAGGGGGUCCCGGACAGCGUCCCCCCCCCAGAUGUCCCCGGUCCCUGCGGUGUCACCGGAGCCCUUGAGCAGCUCUGGGGGUACCCACAGGGAGCCCAGGAUGGGGUGUCCCCCCCUGUGCCACCACCGGUGACCCAGGGGACCGAGGGCACAGCAGAGGAUGGCACCGGACGAGGCACCACGGAGCCACCUGGGCCCGAGGGGGACCCCUGUGGCUGUGGCGGGGGGUCGCCCAAGGGUUGCCACCAGCCCAGAGAUGCCACCACCAUCCCCAAUGCCACCAACUAUGGGGAUGCCACCACCCCAAGGGAUGCCACCUCCAUCUGUGAUGCCACCAGCCAUGGGGAUGUCCAAGCUCCAGAGAUGCCACCACCAUCCAUGAUGCCACCAGCCAUGGGGAUGUCCCAAGCUCCAGAGAUGCCACCACCAUCCAUGAUGCCACCAGCCGUGGGGAUGUCCCAAGCUCCAGAGAUGCCACCACCAUCCAUGAUGCCACCAGCCAUGGGGAUGUCCCAAGCUCCAGAGAUGCCACCACCAUCCCCAAUGCCACAACCCCCGAUGCUCCCUGGCCCCGAGGAGCCCUCGGUGCCCGCCGAGGCCGCGUCCCUGCUGCGUGUCCCCGAUGUCCCCGACGUCCCCGGGCCGCGUGCCCGGCAGCGCCGCGCGUCGUGCCAGCGCCCUGCCCGCUUCCAGCUCACCGUGCUGCAGGUGUCCUCAGCUGGGGACAACACGGUGGAGUGCCAGCUGGAGACCCACGACAGCAAGAUGGUCACCUUCAGGUUUGACGUGGAUGGGGACGCGCCCGAGGACAUCGCCUGCUACAUGGUCGAGGACAACUUUGUCCUGGAGGGGGAGCGGGACAAGUUCGUGGAGGAGCUCAAGGCCAUUGUGGAGCAGGCACGGGGGCUCCUCGGGACCCCCGCCCCGGACCCCCAGGUGGGACCCCUGGAGCCGCCAGCAGGUGGGGAAGGACCCCCCCAAUCGUCACCCGUGGGGCGCUGGAGGUUCUGCAUCAACCAAACCAUCCGG
Molecule: messenger RNA, 2163 nt
Organism: Melospiza melodia melodia
Lineage: Eukaryota; Metazoa; Chordata; Aves; Passeriformes; Passerellidae
Product: serine/threonine-protein kinase WNK1-like
Exons: 15
Biological process (GO): protein phosphorylation; intracellular signal transduction; positive regulation of potassium ion import across plasma membrane
Cellular component (GO): cytoplasm; cytosol
Molecular function (GO): protein serine/threonine kinase activity; ATP binding; potassium channel inhibitor activity
Source: RefSeq, a predicted model, not a curated record